AUGUCGCAACAUAACAAUACAGUUGGACUUAAAACACAAGAAUCGAAUGAUCUUAUUGAUCGCUAUAUUACUGGAAAUUCUCUUCGUGUAAUUCCUGAGCAGAUUGAUUUAGUGCAAUAUUCAAAAUCAUUACCGAGUUAUCUACCACGAAUGCUUAGUUCUCACAAUAGAGCACAGUUCUUUCAAGCGAUCAUUCAACUAGUGGCUCAAUCAGAAAAUCACGAAUGA
Molecule: messenger RNA, 228 nt
Organism: Adineta steineri
Lineage: Eukaryota; Metazoa; Rotifera; Eurotatoria; Adinetida; Adinetidae
Source: the annotation of a GenBank genome assembly